CUCUCCCGACGUCUGCGGUUUCCAGACCUGAGUACAAAACUCUGCUCCAUAGUCCAUAGUUCUGGGUUUCGCUCUACUGUUUUGAUUCCAAUCAAGGCCGUAGUUUAUCCGUUAGAAAUAUAUUUUAUCGUUGAUUACAAUGUAAUACCACAUACUUAACAGAAAAAUCAAUUAUGCAACAAUAGGUUGAAAAUUAAAUAUAUGUCUUCGACCAAACGCACAUAUUAGAAGUAUACAAUAGAAAAUGGGGGUCUUAGCAUCAUUGAAACGAUCCUCGGUGGUCCACCUGAUGUUUGCUAUAACAUUUUUUACAUCUGGUCUGAUUAUUAAUCUAUUCCAAUGUAUAUUGUACAUUGGCCUACGUCCAUUCUCCAAAUACCUGUACCGAAAACUGAAUUACUAUCUGUGCUACUCGUUUUACUCUCAAUUAGUAUUCAUGGGUGAAUGGUGGUCGGGUACAGAUGUCAUAUGUUAUAUAAAUAAGGAAGACUUUGACAAAUAUUACGGCAAUGAACACGGAUACCUACUAAUGAACCAUAGUUAUGAAAUCGACUGGUUAAUAGGCUGGAUGUUCUGCGAACGUAUUCAAAUGCUAGGGAACUGUAAAGCCUAUGCAAAAAAGUCUAUUCAGUAUAUUCCUACACUGGGAUGGGCCUGGAAAUUUGCGGAAAGUGUAUUCCUAGAGAGAAGUUGGGAAAAGGACAAAGAAACUAUAGGUCAACAAAUUAGAGAAUUAGCCGACUAUCCCGACACGAUGUGGCUAUUGUUGUAUGCAGAAGGGACACGUUUCACCCCAGAGAAACACGAAGCCAGCCAAAAAUUUGCACAUGAAAAGGGUCUGCCAGUAUUAAGACACCAUUUAACCCCACGCACAAAAGGAUUUACAGCAAGUCUUCCACAUUUAAGAGGGAAAGUGGGUGCUAUCUAUGACAUUCAGUUGGCAUUCAAGCCAACAGAAGUAGUUAAGCCAACUAUGACAAAUCUUCUUCUAGGAGAGAAAGUAGAAGCUCAUAUGUACAUAAAUAGGAUUCCACUCGCCGAAGUUCCCGAAGGGGAUGAAGCUGCUGCAGCUUGGCUACAUCAGAUCUAUCAGAAAAAGGACCGAAUGGCAGAGAGUUUUAUGCAAACAGGGGACUUCUUUGCCACAAGUGGGGUAUCGGCAACGGGAUCCUUCAAGCUCGAAAGGAGAUAUUACUCUCUCAUAAAUACCACUUUCUGGGCCAUCGUUGUACUUGUUCCCAUGCUGUACUAUCUGGUCAAUCUUCUGCUGUCUGGGUCGACAGUAUACUUUUUCAUCGGAGUAGGGAUCAUCCUAUUAUUUUUCCUGCUGAUGUACAAAACAAUUGGAAUGUCUGAGAUAAGCAAAAGUUCGUCGUACGGAUCCGCGGAAAGUAAGAAAACUCAUUGAGCACACAGAUAGACAGUUCUUGUUUUUGGAUCGAACAAGCCAAAACAAAACAGAGAAACAAAGUAUAUAUAAAUAAAAUAUAAGAAAUUAUUAAGAUAUAUUUGCCAGUUGAGAAUAGACAAUUAUAUUGAUAGCAGUUUAAAAAGAUGCGGGGAAACAAAGAAUGGAGCUACCCUCCUUUCCCCUGUCAGUUAGUGAUCACAGAUUACUGAAAACAAAAACAAGUCACCGCACCUGAAAUAAGCAAUCGAGCUAAUCAAACCAACUUGUAAGAGAGACGGAAGGAUGAUGCUUAUUUCUUGAAUCUUUCCCCGCUUCUCUUGGAACUCCUAACAAUACUAUACCAUAAGAAUUAUGAAAUUUCGAGCAACAACUGGAAUAAUAUAAUUGAUAUGCGAACAGCGAUAUAACGAUUUGAUACCUGUUGGAAUUGGAUUAUUAUAGCACGUAUUAUAAAUAUGUAUCCAAUACAUA
Molecule: messenger RNA, 1882 nt
Organism: Diprion similis
Lineage: Eukaryota; Metazoa; Arthropoda; Insecta; Hymenoptera; Diprionidae
Product: 1-acyl-sn-glycerol-3-phosphate acyltransferase gamma-like
Exons: 7
Coding region: 245-1408 (387 amino acids)
Cellular component (GO): endomembrane system
Molecular function (GO): 1-acylglycerol-3-phosphate O-acyltransferase activity
Source: RefSeq, a predicted model, not a curated record